Molecule: messenger RNA, 2400 nt
Organism: Siniperca chuatsi (mandarin fish)
Lineage: Eukaryota; Metazoa; Chordata; Actinopteri; Centrarchiformes; Sinipercidae
Gene: lipg
Product: lipase, endothelial
Exons: 10
Coding region: 210-1712 (500 amino acids)
Biological process (GO): lipid metabolic process
Molecular function (GO): lipoprotein lipase activity; protein binding
Source: RefSeq, a predicted model, not a curated record
UAAAUCUCUAAUCACACACUUGGUGCUAGUUAAUACAUUUCUUUAGCGGUGCUUCCACACCAAAAAACGCACCACCGGCUCUGCUGCUCUUUGUCACCACUGGAUCUAAACUCACUCACUCAUCUACCGCGCUACCACCGGCAAUACCAAAAGACAUUUUAUAUUCCCAGGAAGAUUUUAAUUCCUCCACACUCGUCUGUGACUGAGAAAUGAGUCAUAAAGCCCUUUUCCUGUGGAUUUUCCUACAGUGUGCUGCUGCGCUCUUUCCGUCCGCUCUUGGGGAAAACGCUGUUAUAAAAGGUGAAGACAGUGGUUUGGAUGAACUGUCAACAGACAGCAAGGCUCUCAGUGGCAUCAUCAAGUACAACAUGAGAAAGAGUUUAGAUCUGGACCAGGAGGGCUGCUACCUGCAGACUGGCAAGAAGGAGUGUCUAGAGGAGUGUGGCUUUAACGCUACAGCCAAGACCAUCUUCAUCAUACACGGCUGGACGAUGAGCGGGAUGUUCGAAAGCUGGAUGCAGAAGCUGGUCUCUGCAGUGAUGCGGCGUGAAAGCGAGGCCAAUGUGGUGGUGGUUGAUUGGAUAGCGAUGGCGCAGCAGCUGUACCCCGAUGCAGUCAACCACACCCACAGCGUGGGCCUCGACAUUGCCGCCAUGCUCAACUGGCUUCAGGAUGAGCAGCAGCUGCCUCUGGAAAAUGUGCACCUAAUUGGCUACAGUUUAGGCGCUCACGUAGCUGGCUACGCAGGAACUUACGUUCGAGGGACCAUCGGCAGAAUCACUGGUCUAGAUCCAGCAGGACCCAUGUUUGAAGGUGUAGAGGAACGGAGGCGCCUCUCCCCAGAUGAUGCCGACUUUGUGGACGUUCUGCACACAUACACUCGAGAGGCUUUGGGUGUCAGCAUUGGGAUCCAGCAGCCAAUUGGGGACAUUGAUAUCUACCCCAAUGGUGGUGACGUGCAGCCUGGCUGUGCACUGGGUGACGUGCUCGCAGUGGCUGGAAAUUUCAUGGAGGUGAUGAAGUGCGAGCACGAGCGCGCCGUGCACUUGUUUGUAGACUCCCUGAUGAACAAGGACCACAUGAGCUUUGCCUUCCAGUGCACCGGCCCCGAUCGCUUCAAGAAGGGCAUCUGCCUCAGCUGCCGCAAAAAUCGCUGCAACAACAUCGGCUAUAACACCAGAAAGAUGCGCAAGAGGCGCAACAGUAAAAUGUAUCUGAAGACACGUGCUGACACUCCCUUCGGAGGCUACCACUACCAGAUGAAGAUGCACGUGUUCAACAGAAAACAGUCCGACAACGCAGAUCCCACCUUCCACGUCAAGUUGUACGGAGCCCAUAAUGAUACAGCAAACAUAUUUGUCGACGUCCAUGAGAACACUGUCGGUCUGAACCUGACCAACACCUUCUUGGUGUUUACUGAGGAGGAUAUUGGUGACCUGCUGAAGAUCCGUCUGAGCUGGGAAGGAGAAUCUGAUUCCUGGAACUCCGUCUGGAAGAACAUUAAGAAAACAUUCUGGGCCUGGAACACCAAGCCUCCCAAACCUGUACUGGAAGUCCGACGGAUUCGUGUGAAAGCUGGAGAAACUCAGAAGAAGUUUACGUUCUGUGCCCAAGACCCAGCAAAAACUGAAAUUUCACCAGGAGACUCUGUAACUUUUGUGAAAUGUCGUGAUGGCUGGGAAGUGAAACCAAGAAAACGGCUGGCCAUGUAAAGCUAACUCAGCACUUCAACAACCAAUGCCACCAUCACCAUGGGGGACCGAGCAUGGAUCAGCGAGAAGCACUGGCUUCUCUUUAAGCACUUUUUUGUAGGAGGAAGAUGGAUCAGCAUGUGGUGGUAGGUGCUUGACUGAACUCUUAACUGCACCUGGAAGGUUUCAAUUGGUUUCUGGAAACAACAAGGAAUCUGGGGUCUGUCCAGCCUACGAGACUGGAAAACAACACGCAGGCUGGAAACAAGGGGCAGUCCUAGAUGUGUUAAGGUCACCCGAGGAGUUACCGAACGUUCCUUUGUGUGGACUAGUGACGUAGAAUACAGAUCUGUGCCAGUGGAUGCACACCAGCAAUUGUAGUCACUGUACUGUACAUUUUUGAAUAUUUUCUAUUUAUAAAAAUGGAAGCACUGCAAGACCAACGUUAUUUAUCAGAGCACAUCCCAUAAUGAAGCAUGAAUGCAUUUCUCGCGUGUGUGUGUGUGUGUGUGUGUGUGAGAAGUGUGCCUUUUCUGCUCAGAGAUUAAUGAUACACUGUGUAACUGAAGGAGAUAUGGAUUUCAUUGCGCACAACCUCUUUCUGGGGCUUUUGUGCAUAUUGUUACUGUAUGUGGCUUAUUUUGGGUGUGUUUAUGUACAUAAUGUAAAUAACUUUUUGGAAAAAUAAAUCACCUGUUAUUUGUAAAAA